Lolium rigidum is the source of this 2665-nucleotide messenger RNA. RefSeq lists its product as uncharacterized. The transcript has a single exon. Lineage: Eukaryota; Viridiplantae; Streptophyta; Magnoliopsida; Poales; Poaceae. The coding region runs from base 160 to 1920 and encodes 586 amino acids. The record is from RefSeq and is a predicted model, not a curated record. Gene Ontology annotation, cellular component: Golgi apparatus.
GACCGGCGCCGACACACACACGCAAGGACAGCUUAGCACGACACUGCCACUCCACCGCAUUCACCUCCUCUCUCUCUCUCUCUUUCCCUCCCCCAAACAUCUCACCCACCUCCCCUCCCGCAGCCUCACUCCAAAUCUCGCUCCCAGAUCCAUCCAGCCAUGCCGUCCUCCGACCAGGACGACGACCACCCCCACGACGAAGACUCCCCCCUCUUCCGCGACUCCGACUCCUCCCGCCGCCGCUCCGGCCCCUCCUCCUCCGCGGUCGGCGAGGUGCCCGUCUCGCAGUCCAUCAUCAAGGCGGCCAGCAACGUCUGCUUCUCCUUCUUCGUGCUCGCCGUCCUCGUCGUCACCGUCGUCGCCGUCACCUACCAGCCGCCCGACCCCUGGCUGCAGUCCUCCGCCGCCAUCACCACCUCCCUCUCGCGCGUCCUCCCCAACUCCACCUUCCUCCACCCCGACGACUCGCUCCUCCCCACCGGCGAGGACUUCCCCUCCACCUCCCCCUCCGCCUCCCCCUCCGCCGCCGCCGCCGCCCAGCGCGACACCGCCGACGACCAACCCACCUCAACCACCCCCGCCACCACCUGCGACCCGGACGCGCCGCUCAACUGCUCCGACCCGCGAGUCCUCGCCGCCGUCAGGGCCUUCAACGCCAAGGCAUUCUUCCGCAAGUCCAUCGUCUUCCUCAGCUACGAGGCGCCCGUCCCAGGCCCCACCCCCACCCAAUGCGACGUCGCCUGGCGCUUCCGCAACCGCCGCGAGAAGUCCUGGCGCCGGUACCGGGACUACCGCCGCUUCGACCUCGCCCCAGGCGAAGGCUGCGCGCUCGACAUCACGAGCGUCGGCAAGUUCCGCUCGGGCAAGAACGCCGCCCGCCCGCCAACGCGCCGCAACAAGAAACCGCGUCUCGCGGCAGCCCCACCGGCGGUGGACGCGGAGAUCAACGACACCAUCCCCAUCGUCGGGUCCGCGGCGGAGUUCCGCAAGGGGAAGUACCUCUACUACAUGCGAGGCGGGGACCACUGCAAGAGCAUGAACCAGUUCAUCUGGAGCUUCCUCUGCGGCCUCGGCGAGGCCAACUACCUGAACCGGACCUUCGUCAUGGACCUCACCAUGUGCCUCUCCGGGGCGCACACCGAGGACGGCAAGGACGUCAACGGCAAGGAUUUCAGGUUCUACUUCGAUUUCGAGCACCUCAAGGAGUCGGUGCCGCUGGUGGAGGAAGGGGACUUCCUCAAGGACUGGCACCGCUGGGACAAGAAGAAGAAGGGGCCGGGCCGGAUGACCGUGCGCAAGGUGCCCACCUACAAAGUCACCCCGAUGCAGCUCAAGAAGGACAGGAGCAGCAUCAUCUGGAGGCAGUUCGAGGGGAAGGAGCCCGAGAACUACUGGUACAGGGUCUGCGAGGGCCGGGCUGCCAAGGUCAUCCAGAGGCCCUGGUACGCCAUUUGGAAGUCCAAGAGGCUGAUGAACAUCGUGACCGAGAUCGCCGGCAGGAUGGACUGGGAUUACGAUGGCUUGCAUGUUGUCCGGGGAUGGAAGGCGCAGAACAAGAAGAUGUAUCCCAACUUGGAUGCCGACACGUCGCCUGAUGCGAUCGUAGGCAAGGUCACCAAGCUUAUCAAGGAGUGGCGGAACCUCUACAUUGCGACCAACGAGCCCUUCUAUUACUACUUCGAUAAGCUCAGGUCGCACUACCAUGUGCACCUGCUUGAUGAUUACAAGGAGCUUUGGUCGAAUACGAGUGAAUGGUACAACGAGACGACCACGAUCACUGGUGGGAAGCCGGUGCCGUUUGAUGCGUACAUGAAGGUCAUUGUCGACACCGAGGUGUUCUAUAGGUCGAAGGCAAAGGUGGAAACAUUCAACAACCUGACCAGGGAUUGCAAAGAUGGAAUCAACACGUGCAACUUGUGACAUACAAGUUUCCCAUGGCAUGGUAACUUUUGGUGUCCAUAUACUCUGCCACUGGCCGGCGCAUUGGAAUUCAUGGGAACUCCAUCCUGGGUUUGUCAUUAGGCAUGCCAUCUUGAUACUACUUGUCAUGGCAUGCUCAAUUGGUUACACACGUUCUUCUAAAUUAUGUGCCUUCCAUAUAAUUUAUUGUGCCCAAGCCUCAAUGAUCCAAAUAGUUACUUCUUAGUGGCCCUUUUGCGGUACCUCUACUUAGUAGCCCUUUUCUGUAAUUUACUGUGCUCAAACCUCAAAGAUCCAAAUAGUUACUUCUUAGUAGGCCUUUUGCAGUAUCUCUACUUCUUAGUGGCCCAUUUCUGUAAUUUGCUGUUCUCAAUCCUCGAAGAUCCAAAUAGUUACUUCUUAGUAGCCCUUUUGCAGUAUCUCUACUUCUUAGUGGCCCUUUUCUGUAAUUUACUGUUCUUAAUCCUCGAAGAUCCAAAUAGUUACUUCUUAGUUGCCCUUUUGCAGUAUCUCUACUUCUUAGUGGCCCUUUUCUGUAAUUUACUGUGCUCAAGCCUCAGUGAUCCAAAUAGUUACUUCUUAGUACGCCUUUUGCAGUACCUCUACUUAGUGGCCCUUUUGCAGUACCCCUGAUCUUUUAAGUCUUCAUGAGUUAGCUUGAGGACUUCUCUCCAUUUCUUGUCUGUUCACAUAUGUGUGUUGCUAAAUGUUCUUGAGUUAGAAACGAACUUUCAGUAAACUUUCA